Hypomesus transpacificus is the source of this 2110-nucleotide messenger RNA. It is a transcript of the gene mettl27, whose product is annotated as methyltransferase like 27. The transcript has 5 exons. The record is from RefSeq and is a predicted model, not a curated record. Gene Ontology annotation, molecular function: S-adenosylmethionine-dependent methyltransferase activity. Bases 95 to 811 code for a protein of 238 amino acids. Lineage: Eukaryota; Metazoa; Chordata; Actinopteri; Osmeriformes; Osmeridae.
ACAUUGCACUUGCAAUGCAAUGUAUUGCUAAUGCAACUGGCCACGACUGUGUAAGCACAAUUCAAAUACGACAGUUCUCUAGAGUUAAAGAGUAAUGUCAGUUACCAGAACGUUUGCGGACGUGAAGAAAGUUAUCUUAUCUGCACACAGAAACACAGAAGCUGACGAUAAAGUUGGCUUCUACGACACAUGGGCAGAUAAUUAUGACCAGGAUGUAGGUAUUCUGGACUACCGAGCUCCAAAUCUUGCUGCAAAUUGCCUGUCCUGUAGUUUCCAUGGGGAUCGAGAGGAGGCUGUGGUUUUGGAUGUUGCAUGUGGUACUGGAUUGGUCGCUGCACAGAUGAAGAAGAUGGGCUUUGGUGAUUUUGUGGGUGUUGAUGGGAGCAAAGGCAUGUUGGAGCUGGCGAGUAAUACAGGGCUUUAUCAGGACCUCAAGCACUGCGUGCUCGGAGUGGAGUCAUUGCCUGUCCAGUCAGGUUCGUUUGAUGUAGUUGUGAUUGUCGGAGCUCUGAGUGUUGGUCAGGUACCUGUAGCUGUGGUGAGAGAGCUGUGCCAGGCUGCCAAACCAGGGGGCUAUGUUUGCAUGACAACCAGAGGUAACCACGACAACGUGGAUUACAAGGCAUCCCUGGAGCAUGAGCUGAAUCUCAUGGAAGUGGAGGGGCUCUGGUGUCGGGUGAUGGUCACAGAGGUUGAGAACUGGGAGAGAGCAGUUUCCGAUCAGGAGGAUGGAUACAUACCUGGAGCAGUAUACCUGUAUCAGAGGUCACUAAGGCAACGGAGCACAUCAUCAUCAUCAUCACCAAAGUGACUAUGCAUCUGCAGGACAUAUAAGAAGCUGUUUGUUUGUGCAGGAAACAAUAGUUUUUUGUUGAUUUUGUUGGUGUAAAUCCUCUAUUUAAGUUUCUCCAGACCCCACUACCACAACGUCCUGUUCAAACCCUAGAUUUGCAGUGCUGUCUGACCAAACUGUGGUGGGAAGGUCUGGGGCAGUUGAGACAAUGACAAGGCUAACCAGUCUUGACUGAAAUAUAUGUCUAGACGACUGUUUUUUUUUGUGAAUUUACUGUAAAUGUACCACUAGGUUGCAGUAUUUACCCAGCAGUUAAGAAUAUCUUUGGGUCUUACUCUGAAAAGAGACAAUAUCAGGACAGAAGCAACUGAAAAUCUUGAACAAGCUCAACAGAUACGUCAGUCUUGUUUGCCUGUGACGUUGUUGCUAAAUUUGGACUUUAUCUUGACAGUCUAUUGUCUGAGAUUCUUUAACCUGACAUCAUCCUCCCCCCUCUGCCUGCUCAUGUAGUGAUCUCAUCCCUGUUAGCCAUGACUAAUACACACACACACCCACAAAUACCCAGACCAACAUCAUUCAAUGUCAUGUCAAGAACAUUAUUCCCCCCCCCCCACUCACAAUUCAACUCUCUUCAGACACUAACACAUACAUACUGUUGUCAUACAUACACGGCACACUAAGUCAGUGCCACAUCAAUGUAUUGUAGAUCUUUCAUGGCAUUCUUUGAACAAGAUGGUUCUAGAAGACCUGAACAUUCUAUCCUUGGAGAUGUAGUAAUCUCAUCACCCACAUAUCCUAUGUCAGCCUUCGAAGGACUUUAUAUUGACAUUUGUAUGUUGAUACAUCUUGUUAAGUCUCUCUGUACCUUACAAACAGCUCUGUAUUUAAGUUGAUGUUUUAAUCACGAGUCAUUGUUCUAUUUGUGUCCAAUGUUCAUGUAUUAUACUAUUUUAAUUCAAGAAGUUUUUUGAUUCCUCUCUGAUCAUUAUUUGUUAGUUUACGUAAAAAAAAAAAUCUCUCUAAAAGAGCAUAUUUAAUUUUUCUUAUAUUUUAAAUCUUUGUGUCUGGUCCAGAAAACACACUACACUAUUCUACACCUGGAAAAAUAAAAUGCAGAUGAAAGUAUCACAGAUGUUUCAAUCAACAAAUCCAGGAAAAUCACAUGGUCUGGACUAAGUGAAACUCAAUUUGAAUAAUACACAAACACCUUGUUUCUGUGCUCUCUCACUGCCAGUCUGCCUGAGCUCACUCUCUGUCAAACCGGUUUAUCUGGUGGCUUCCAAGUAUGAAUGGUGACACUGGAUGUAAUGGCUUUUU